Fraxinus pennsylvanica is the source of this 729-nucleotide messenger RNA. The record is from the annotation of a GenBank genome assembly. Lineage: Eukaryota; Viridiplantae; Streptophyta; Magnoliopsida; Lamiales; Oleaceae.
AUGGAUGAAUCUGAUGACGUUGAACAGUCCGAGCUCAAUGAUAAGGAGAAAUUUGUUCGCGGAAGGGAAUCGAAAUUGCGGGCUGGAUCAUUGCGGAGGAGGACUAGAUCUAUGUCCCCUUUGAGAACGACGUCGUUGUUAGAUCAUGAAAAUGACAAUACACAGGAUGGCGAUGAGAUAGCGAGGGAAAAUGAAGAGUGUAAGAACAUAGAAGAGGCAGCGGGUUCGAAAGAUGCGACGCCGUGUGGAUCUGGAUCUUCCUCGAGGUCUUCUUCAAUUGGGAGGAGCUCAAGGAGAUGGGUUUUCUUGAAGGAGUUCUUAUACAGGAGCAAAAGUGAAGGUAGAAACAAUGGGCAUAAAUUUUGGGGCUCCUUAUCAUUUUCACCUGUCAAAGAUAAGAAAUUUGAGAAGCCCAAUUCCAAUCCUAAAAUCUCAUCAACUGAUAAAGCAAAUUCAGCACCAGAAGUAGUAAAUUCCAACACCGGAGCCACAAAAAAAGCGACAAAAGUGGUGAAAAAUAGGGCAGUAAAUGGGAUUGGUAAAAGAAGGGUGCCACCAUCACCUCAUGAAUUGCAUUACACUGCAAAUAGGGCACAAGCAGAGGAGAUGAGGAAGAAGACAUUUCUUCCAUAUAGACAAGGUUUGUUGGGCUGUUUGGGAUUCAGUUCAAAGGGCUAUGGAGCCAUGAGUGGUUUUGCUAGAGCUUUGAACUCAGUGUCAUCAAGGUAA